Molecule: messenger RNA, 1093 nt
Organism: Culex quinquefasciatus (southern house mosquito)
Lineage: Eukaryota; Metazoa; Arthropoda; Insecta; Diptera; Culicidae
Gene: eIF1A
Product: eukaryotic translation initiation factor 1A, X-chromosomal
Exons: 2
Coding region: 162-611 (149 amino acids)
Biological process (GO): translational initiation
Cellular component (GO): cytoplasm
Molecular function (GO): RNA binding; translation initiation factor activity
Source: RefSeq, a predicted model, not a curated record
ACUUGCUGACAUUCCUGCUGUCAAGAAGCUCUUUAGCGUGCUCGUCGCCAUUUUCGCGAGUCCGACUUUCGGAAGUUUUGGCAAACUUUUCCUGGUGCCCCCGAUUCCGAACGGAACAGAUCGUCGCCUGGAACAGCGAGCUUGGCCGGACGUGACCCACAAUGCCGAAGAAUAAGGGAAAGGGAGGCAAGAACCGUCGCCGCGGUAAGAACGAGAACGAGUCGGAGAAGCGCGAGCUGAUCUUCAAGGAGGACGAGCAGGAGUACGCUCAGGUCACAAAAAUGCUCGGAAACGGCAGGCUGGAGGCGAUGUGCUUCGACGGCGUCAAGCGGCUGUGUCACAUCCGAGGCAAGCUCCGGAAAAAGGUUUGGAUCAACCAGGGCGACAUCAUACUGAUCGGUCUGCGCGACUACCAGGACUCGAAGGCGGACGUCAUCCUAAAGUACACGCCCGACGAGGCGCGAAAUCUCAAGACGUACGGCGAGUUCCCCGAGUCGGUACGCAUCAACGACACGGUCACCUUCGUCGACAACGACCUGGACGACGACAUCGAGUUCGGCGACGAUUACGACAGUUCCGAGGACGAGGUGGACGCCGUGGACGACAUAUGAUCGGCUCGCUAGCAAAAUCCGCAAAACCAGAGUAACCCAGCAGCAGUUGAAGAACGAAGCAAAUUUUCAAAUCCAAUUCGUGAAUAUUGUUCCAGUAUAUCAAAAACAUCAACCUUCAACUAGGCGAACCAGCAACAAUUAUCAACAGCUUACAAUUUGGUUCCGGUUUAGAACAGGAAAUACAUGUAUUGUUUUAUAUUUUAUUCCAAUUUAAUUGAGUUUUACAUUUUUUUCUCGGUGAAUUCCGUGGUUCAGGGUCCGGAACUGUUUCCGUUGUCGGCCGAAUAAGCUGUUAAUUUUUUUUCCAAUUUUCGAUUAAUUCCACCAACAUAGAUUCACGUUCUAUCUGGUGCACGUUCGUUAGUGCAGAUAGUAGUGGCGAAAACAACAAGCACAUGCAAAACCAAUUUGUUUGUAUAGAAAACAAAGUAUGAUAUGACGAAGAAGAAAGGCGAAAGGAGGUAGAGGAAGCAGAAAAAAAA